Messenger RNA from Nerophis lumbriciformis (worm pipefish), 1059 nucleotides. The record is from RefSeq and is a predicted model, not a curated record. NCBI's taxonomy places the organism in Eukaryota, Metazoa, Chordata, Actinopteri, Syngnathiformes, Syngnathidae.
AUGUUGUCGUCCCUUUGGAAUUUUGUCAAGCGCCACAAGAGGAAAUUUCUCUUCACCGGAGCUGUGGUUGGGGGUGUAUAUCUCUUGGGCAAUUAUGCUCGCUCCAAAAUCAGGCAGCUCCAAGAGAAGGAGGCCACCCACUACAUUAAUCAGGCCAGGCGUCAAUUCCACUUUGAGAGCAACCAGAGGACGUGCAACUUGACCGUUGUUUCCAUGCUGCCUCCUCUGAGGGAGGCCAUCGUCAAUCAACUCAACUCUGAAAGCCUCACCGCCAUCCUCAAGGCCAGGCCGGCUAAUAAAGUGGAGAUCUGGGAGGAUUUGAAGAUCAUUAGUUUCACACGCAGCCUGGUGGCCGUGUACGGCACGUGCAUGCUAGUGGUCCUGCUGAGGAUCCAGCUCAACAUCAUCGGAGGCUACCUGUACCUGGACAACUCCGUGGGAAAGUCCCCUACGGCUCCGAAGGCUCCGGCGGAGGUCCAGCAGCAGUACUUGUCCAGCAUCCGACAUCUCCUCGGCGACGGGUUGACGCAGUUAAUCACUGUGGUGAAGGAGUCCGUGCACAACUCACUGGAUGGCGUGCAUCUGAAGCAGACUUUGAGCCUGUCGGAGUUGGAGCGCCACGUGAGCGGGAUCCGAGCCCGUGUGGAGGCGUGCCCCCGCCGACCGCUGUCCUCCUACAUGAUGGCCCCCGACGACGACGCCCUCGCCGACCAGGCGUGCGGUCUGACGGAAAAGGACGUCCUGACCAUCCGCCUGCUGGACGAGACCCGGGACGUGAUGGACAGUCCGGACUUUGGCGCGGUGUUGAGCGCCUGCCUGCAGCGGGGAUUCGCUCGUCUCCUGGACAACCUGGCGCAGUUCUUCCACACGCCGCCGGCUGACGCCGACCCCGACUGCCUGCCGUCUGUCACUCUACCGCUGGCCAAGAUCAUCCCCGUCGUCAACGGUCAAAUCCACACCAUCUGCAGCGAGACGCCGGGACACUUUGUCCAGGAGCUCCUGAUGAACGACGACGUGAAGGAGUUUGCGGCCAACGUCUACGACAGCUUCAGCACGUAG